Molecule: messenger RNA, 1603 nt
Organism: Peromyscus leucopus (white-footed mouse)
Lineage: Eukaryota; Metazoa; Chordata; Mammalia; Rodentia; Cricetidae
Gene: Ppp6c
Product: protein phosphatase 6 catalytic subunit
Exons: 7
Coding region: 140-1057 (305 amino acids)
Biological process (GO): peptidyl-serine dephosphorylation; G1/S transition of mitotic cell cycle
Cellular component (GO): cytoplasm
Molecular function (GO): protein serine/threonine phosphatase activity
Source: RefSeq, a predicted model, not a curated record
AGUUAGGCUUCGACGUCGCUGCGCAGACGCCACUCACGGGUCGGACGUGACGUCAGGAGGGUUCCGGCUUCGGCCUCCGCCGCUGCCUCCGGCACUACAGCUGCUGCCGCUGCCGUCGUCGCGUCUCGUUCUUCCUAAAAUGGCGCCGCUAGAUCUGGACAAGUAUGUGGAGAUAGCGCGGCAGUGCAAGUACCUUCCCGAGAACGACCUGAAGCGGCUGUGUGACUAUGUUUGCGAUCUGCUCUUGGAAGAGUCGAAUGUUCAGCCAGUGUCAACACCAGUAACAGUGUGUGGGGACAUACAUGGACAGUUCUAUGAUCUUUGUGAACUGUUCAGAACUGGAGGUCAGGUUCCUGACACGAACUACAUAUUUAUGGGUGAUUUUGUAGACAGAGGUUACUAUAGUUUGGAGACCUUCACUUAUCUUCUUGCAUUAAAGGCUAAAUGGCCUGAUCGUAUUACACUUUUAAGAGGAAAUCAUGAGAGUAGACAGAUAACGCAGGUGUAUGGAUUUUAUGAUGAGUGCCAAACCAAAUAUGGAAAUGCUAAUGCCUGGAGAUAUUGUACCAAAGUUUUUGACAUGCUCACAGUAGCAGCUUUAAUAGAUGAACAAAUUUUGUGUGUUCAUGGCGGCUUAUCUCCUGAUAUCAAAACACUGGAUCAAAUUCGAACCAUUGAACGAAAUCAGGAAAUUCCUCACAAAGGAGCAUUUUGUGACCUGGUGUGGUCAGAUCCUGAAGAUGUAGACACUUGGGCAAUCAGUCCCAGAGGAGCAGGUUGGCUUUUUGGAGCAAAAGUCACAAAUGAGUUUGUUCAUAUCAACAACUUAAAACUCAUCUGCAGAGCACAUCAGCUUGUGCAUGAAGGCUAUAAGUUUAUGUUUGAUGAGAAGCUGGUCACAGUGUGGUCUGCUCCUAACUACUGCUAUCGCUGUGGAAACAUCGCUUCCAUCAUGGUCUUCAAAGAUGUCAAUACAAGAGAACCAAAGUUAUUCCGGGCAGUUCCAGAUUCAGAACGUGUUAUUCCUCCCAGAACCACGACGCCGUAUUUCCUCUGAGGCCAUUGCCAUCCCGGUGGCCCACUUUUUGCCCUCUUAUACCCCAACUUUCUUGUACCCUCUACAAUAUACUUUUUAUUGAGCACUUUGCUGCUGAAAUGCUGCCUCUUGCCUUUUUUUUUUUAACUUUAAAUUAUCUAAAUUUAUUGUUUGUUAUGAUGUCAAUAGCAGUGUUUUUCUAUCAGUUUCGUCAUUCAUCCCAUCCCACCUUGGACUUGUUUGAGAAGACUCGAGAAAUGUCUUAAUACUCACAUUGCUGCAUGUAGCUCUUGCUUAUUUGCUGUUCUGGGGAAACAGGAAGCAUUUCCUCUUUUAAAAAGUCAAUUGACAAUUACAUGGAAAUCCUCCUCAUUUGUAUCAGCCAGCCUUCUGCUUUUGUUUGGUAGGGUUUAAGAAAUUUCAGCAGCAAAGUUGUCCAGUGGGCAGGAUGGACUGCAGAUGCCUGAGUCAUGUACCCUUGUCCCAGCUGUAAACUUCACUGUCCUUUGUUGGAUGAUGAUUGGAUGUUUUAAAAGGGUAUAAAAUAAAUUGGUCUAAAGGGCUGCC